This is a messenger RNA of Aphidius gifuensis, 801 nucleotides long. RefSeq names its product NADH dehydrogenase [ubiquinone] 1 beta subcomplex subunit 11, mitochondrial (gene NP15.6). The transcript has a single exon. Bases 122 to 577 code for a protein of 151 amino acids. Lineage: Eukaryota; Metazoa; Arthropoda; Insecta; Hymenoptera; Braconidae. The record is from RefSeq and is a predicted model, not a curated record.
CGCUAGCAAUAUAUGUAGGAGUAUUACACUGUUCGAUCAAAAAAUUUAUUUAAUCUGGGGGUUCUUGUUGUAUAAACUCCAUCGCAAAUAACCAAAAUACAUCAAUUAAGUUCUGCACAAAAUGGCCAAUUUGAUCAGCUCAAGUGCAGUCAGAGCUCUUAGAAACGGUUUGGUGAAAACAUCCAGAAAUCAAACAACAUUUCGAACAAUCAACACAUCUUUGCAGUUGAAACAAGCAAGCAGCAACGCUUCAGUAUGCAGUAAAAGUAAUGUGACUGAAAAAAAAUUAAAAAACUGGGUGUCUUGGGGCUUUGAUGAAAACGAUAAAUUUAUGGAUAGAGUGGACACUCAUGUUACUUUCUUCGUCACCAUCAGCCUGUGUCUUGUAGGUGGAAGUUUUAUAUUAUCCUACCUUCCAGAUCCAGGAAUGCAGGAAUGGGCACAACGUGAAGCUUAUCUCCAGUUAAGAACUAAGGAAAAACUUGGCUUACCACCGAUUGAUAUUAAUUACAUUGACCCUGCUAAAAUUAAAUUGCCAACUGAUGAAGAACUUGGAGAUACUGAAAUCAUUAUCUAAACGCAUAACUUGUAUUAUUUCAAUACUUUAUUAAAUAAAUUAGAAGGUCAAUAGAAAUUGAUAUGAUACUUAGAUAAAUCAAUAAGCAGGUACACUUAUUUGGAAGAAAAAAUUUAAAAAUUUUGAAUAAAUUUGUUAAAAUAAAUUGUUUGUUUUCAUUAUUCAGUGUGUCGUUAUUUUUACUGUAUCAUAAUAAUAAAAAAAUUAACAACUUCUUGAUUCAA